Molecule: messenger RNA, 6790 nt
Organism: Micropterus salmoides (largemouth bass)
Lineage: Eukaryota; Metazoa; Chordata; Actinopteri; Centrarchiformes; Centrarchidae
Gene: cunh10orf90
Product: chromosome unknown C10orf90 homolog
Exons: 12
Coding region: 2204-4957 (917 amino acids)
Biological process (GO): regulation of centriole replication
Cellular component (GO): cytosol; centriole; centrosome
Source: RefSeq, a predicted model, not a curated record
ACCUCCACUGCUGUUUAUACUGAUGUGGAAAGUGCUACAUGACUGAUGACAAGUCUUAUAUGACUGAUUUGUCUGCAUCAGCAUAUUCUUAUAAAGAUUUAACUGGUGAUAAAUAAAACGAUAGGUGCACUAUAAAACAUUUGGCUGGUCAUCACAUACACCAAUACUUGAAAACAUCUUUUAUAGGCAAGAUAUGCUCUUAUGUUGUAGUUUUUCAUAUCUAUCGCUUUUAUUGGUAAGCUUGAUAAAAACGGUUGGCUAUUGUGAAUUUAAAAAAAUGAAAGGAAACACUCAUGGCUUGGUUUGGUUUUAUAAUGCCUUACUAGGCUUUAUAAUACUUGCAAAAAACAAAGCACAGGUUUCCAAAACAAAGACCACAGAUUCAAUAGACAAUGGGAUUAAAAUACAUAAUAAAAUAAGCUAAAUUAGAAUUUUUCUGCUUUUCUCAGCUUGAAAUAACAAAAAUAGUUAAGACGACAAUAAUUACACAUAUAAUUAAGAUUUUAAGCCUAACAAAAACUUUUUACAGUAUAAUUGUAAAAAGAUAAUCACAAAAUUAACAUUAUUGCAGUAUUUCCUUCCGUCUUUGUGCUUCAUGAUGAAGCAAUAGGAGCCUGUUAUUCAAAGCAGUGAUGUGUUUAACUAAGAUUUGUUCCUCAGAGCUGCAGGUGCUAAAUAAAAGAAUCAGAAGGGAUGCACCUGGGGCACGCAUUUGAAUCCACUCAUCAUUAUUCAUCUUUCUUUGCACAAAUAUUGCACACUGUGGUUGCAUCCCAUUUUUUAGGGAAUUCUCUCCAACCUUUUUUAUUUUUUAUUUUUUAUUUUUUUGAGUCUCUACAAUUUAUGACCUUCUGCCCUGCGUCGCUCUUACUUCUUCCACAUGUCAUGUUGGAGUGUUGCCAGCAGAGGGCACCACCGCUUUUAAACUUACUGUCAUACACAAGAAGCUACCUCUUUUAAACCUUGAUUUUUUGAUUUGUUUUGAUGUUAUCUCCCAAGCAGAUCAGACAAAAAGAUGCAAAUUGCUUUACAUCAUUGAAUAUUCCUUCUGCAUGUAGCUUCUCAGCUUGAUAAGGUGUCUUAAAGCAGGUCACAGCAAUUGAUAUUUAAGAUAUCUGUUUUAACUCUGUCUUUGAAAGACAUUUGGGAAAUGUUAUUGCACCGAGUGGCAGUGAAGUAGCUUUGAAAGACAUCUGGGGACUGUUAAUCCACUGAGAAACACUGAAAUUCAUUAAACAUCAAAGCAACUGACAACUUUUUUGUGAAGAAGAAUUGUAUCUGUGCAGAUCUGUGUAUAACUAUCUCUAAAUAAAAUCCGAAGCAGAAUCUUGCCUCCAGCUAGAGGCAUGUUGUCUGUCUUGUAAAUACUUUUCACUUAUGCAUUGUGGGACAUCAUGUGGGUCACAGUUACUUAUCCAAGAGGACACUGGCCCAUUUUUAAAGACAGUCUUGCAAAAGUCACAUGGCUUGGAUAGAGGCUUGAGGAUAGCAAUGCCUCACCAUCAGCCACCAACCACGAGAUCACAGGGAAGACCAGAAACAGGGGGAAUUCAACAAAGAAGAUUUCUGAAGCAGUAAGUGACUCAUGGACUAACAUGGAUAAUCUGCUCAUUAGCGAUGCUCUAUCAUUUGUAAGGCCUUUUUUCAAACAUUGCGUGGUGACUUGCAUAAACCCAAGAUUAGACGGCUUGAUCAUUAAGAUACUAAAUGUUAAUGAUGUUCUUUGUUUAAAUAGUGAUCUUGUUACGUCAAGCAUUGCAUCAACAAGUGUUUGUUUUUUCUUUGAGCCCGCCCACCCUUCUGUCUCUUUCCAUAUCCCUCUCUCUGUACUGGAUGUUCAGCCCUUGUGCUCAGUAACUCUUUUGUUCACAAAAGCAUCCCUCACAUUACUACAUGCCUGACUGGAGACAGUACCCACUAGCACCUAGUUUAUAUCAAGACAGAGAGUGUUUACUUCCUAAGCAGCAAGGACUGAGGAGAUUCGGAAGCAAGUGAAAAAGGAUGGUUUGUCAGUAUCUGAUUGAUAACAAAGAUGACCUCGAGUAUUGUUGUAGCUACUAAUUCCCUGACGUGCACUUCUGGCAUGCCUCAUGGUAAGAAGUCCAAUUAAGCCAGGGGAUUCUCAUCAAUACCUUCACUAUAAAAGGCUUUUAUCGUGGGCUGAAACUCGAGAGCUGUGAGUGGUUACCUGAGCUCCAGAGGCAUGACUCUCCGCAGGCCAGCUGCCCACCUACGAAGAGCUCCGGCCUGGAGGAGAUCGGGAGAUGAGUCCUACUGGGAGAGCUUAAUAUCAGACGGGGAGGUUUUGCCCCGUGUCUCUCGCCCCCCACAUGCACGUCGGCCCCAGAGUGCCAUUGAAGGAGGCCAGCUGGACAGCUGGCUAGAGCACCUGCAGAGGAUGCAGAGCAACGUGCUCAGAGCCCCAGUUCAUCAGGUUCCAGCUUUCAGUGAUCGGACAACAUCUAUGCCUGCUCUUGACAAGCCAACCGGACGUGCCUGGAGACAGCCCGGGAUCCCUUCCUUCAGCAGGGGUUCGUCCUCAUGUGGGAGUCCCAGCUUGUGUGAGAGUUCGCUGGGUAGCCAGGACUCCAUCCAAACUGGGUUUGUUUCUCCUCCAGAGUGCAGAGGAAGCUGGGAGAGGGCUCAUAUCAUGCAGGCCCCAAGGAAGGAGCACGUUCAACUGUGUUCUCUUGCUCCAGUCAAAAUUGGGUGGCUGCCUAUCCAAAGAAAAGUGAUUGUGGCUGAUUCUUGCCACCAAAACCAGUUUUUGGACCACUCUGCUGGCCAGGUGAAACUGAAACAGUCCAUCACUCCAACAUUUCAGAAGAAUAGAGCAACAGCCAAUAGCAACCAGGAUGGAGAGGUUGACAGAAGUUAUGCUGGUCCGAGCGCUUUGGGUGUGAAGACGUGGCAGACACCAGAUCAAGGCUCUCUAAUUAUUAAAAAGACUCCUACACAUUCUGACUCCUCAUUUACAGUGCCAGAAAAACUAAGCUUUCCUGCAAACGAAGGGGACAGACCAGUAGGCUGGCAAGCUCUAAGGAGAGGCUGGAUUACCAACAGGGUGUCAGCUUUCCCUGGAGGCAGUCAGACCAAUGAGCUCCCCACAGAGACCAGCUUAGUCCCCAACAGGAAGCCCCCUCUGAUGAAAACAGCCAGCACAGAGCCCCUCAAGCAUACUUUUGCUGAUCCCUGCAAACCACACACUCUACUGCAAGGGACAAACAGCACAGAGACACACAAGUCGUAUUCUCCUUUGUAUAGGACAAGCAAUGUUCAGCCUAUAAGGGCAACAGCCCCGCUAUGUAGAACAAACAGUAGUUCACAGCCCUCACACAUACAGACAAGCUCUGCUGUGACUACAAUCAUUCCUCAGCACAAAGCCGGCUUCUCCUCCAUCACCAUCUCCUCCAAGAAAGUGAGCAGAUCGGCCAGUUUACCUGGCUCCCACACCUGCAACCACUCUUCCCAGUCCAGCAAAGUCGCUUCUACGCAACUAUCCCACCAGUCCAUGGACCCAAACUCCACUCAGGUCACAGUGCAGAGGAAAGCCAUGAUAGUCAAAGUGACAGAACAAAGCAUGGUGUCCAGCCCUGUCCUCAGCACAAAAAGGGCGGGAACCCCACCAGCUAGCCAUGCUUUGGACACAGUGGUCCACAGAAGAAAGGCUACCAUCAUCAAAGUGACAGAGCACAGGGAGAGCUACAGUCCAGCCAGGGUCGGAUCUGAGACGAGGCACCCAGAGUACAGACACAGCUACACAGAGGGAGUGUACAAGGAAAACAGCAUGUGGAGUCAGGGAAACCAUUCACAACACAAUGCAGCAUCUUCAUAUCACCAUCUGGAAUCCACAAAGAGGUCAAACUCUGCUGUAGCACCAAAUACAUCCAUUCCAGAUCCAGAGAGAAACAGUGGAACACUACACAGGUCCACAAUGACACUUUUUGUGAGCACCUCCCCUACAGUAGCACCCACUCCCUCAGAGGUUUCUCCAAAGGCUGUUGGACAGAGAUCGGACAGGCCGCACAGACCGCUGAGCUGCUAUGGCAAUGUGUUUGGACACACUGAGCAAAGCAAGGAGAAUGUGACACAACCAUCUGCCAGGAAAUUGAGCUUUGGGCUUCCACAAGAGACCAAUAUCAACCCUGUGAACUCCAACAGUAGUUUCAUCAGCCCUCGACCAGCAGUGAAAAAAGCAGGUCAGCAAGUGGCAGACACCCUUAUGCCGAACGGAGGCGGGAAAGAAAGACUGCCGCCAGAGAAUGCUGUGAGGAGAGCGUCUUCCUGUCUAACUCUGAUCAAGGCCCCGGAUCCCCACUCACAUCAGUCUCCAGAAGAAGUGCUAGCCCUCAACGCAGCUGCGAUCAUAGCAAAUAUCAAACUCCAAAGACAACUUAGCAAGAAAAAAACAACAAAUGGCAAUUCUGAGAAGCACUCCACUGCAUCACCCCAGGGAAAUACUGUGAGAGAUGAGGGGAAAUGUAUGAAGCCACAUCCAGAUCAAAGCCCAGUCCAGCACCACAACCAGCCUCAUGCUACAUUUGUUCCAAUGAGUCUUGACCCUGAAAGGUCACCUGAAACUAUUUCUCUACAGGAAGCACUGCAGAGGUCCAGACCAGACUUCAUCAGUCGUUCCCAGGGCAGAUUGCAAGAGCUUGAGCGAAGGGCACAGGAGAGGAGGGAGCUGGCGGAUUCAGUAGACCCACAGUCGGAUGCUGCUCAGAUGAGAGCCCACAGGGCCCGAUCCACCGCUCUAAGCGAUAACCUUUUCAAAUCCAGAGAUAGAGCCAUUACUGGGAAAGAGAUGCAGCUCAAAUCUAAGCGUACCCUUGCAGCGGUGAAGAAGCAAAAAGAGGAAAAGAAGAAGAUGGAGGUGUGUUUGAGCAACAGACAGCGAGUUGAACUCUUCAAAAAGAAACUGUUGGAUCAGAUUCUUCACAAGAGUAAAUCUGAAUGACUGACAAAAGUGAACUCUGCCCUUUGACAGUGCUGAAUAUAAAUUAAAAAAACAAUGUUGAUCAUGAUUUAACUAACUGUCCUUUUGGCCUUGUUUUUCUCUAAUGUAUUUGCUUAACAUUUGAGUCACAGAGCUUAAUAUCUGUUUUUCUUAAAUAUAAAUACACGGCAAUCUUUAAAAAACCUAGAAGGUCAUUUAACAUCACUUACUGCUGUUUUGAAGGUUUUUCCAUGGCCAUCAAAGACUCUUCUGGGGGAAAAAAAUCUGAUGCACAAAGGUGGUUGGCGAAAAUGGUUGGCAAAAGUGACGCAUCUCCACCACAUAAAUAUAAUGUUAACGCUGAUAAAUGAGCCAACCUGAUAAUAAAGCGUUUUUAUUUUGUUAAUAUGUCCAGAUAUAUGUCCAUCUUUGUUUAGAUAAAGAAGCAGUUUGGGACAAGUUAAGUGUGUUAAAGUCAUAUGCAGUAUAAUAGUAUGACUAAAUAUAUUUGAAGCACUUGGGUGGAGGACUCCUUAAGGAUUCUGGAAAUACCUUAAGAACAAGGGUUGUUAAAUGACCUUCUGGGUUUCUGAAAGAUUGCCAUAGUUCUGUCUUUUGAGGAAAACGGAUAUCUCUGUGACUCAGCUGUCCUAGCUGCCCUUGGAUGCAAUUACAAAUGAAGGUAGCCAAAAUGAAUGUACUGCAUGAAAUCACGUCUCAACACUCUGCUUUGGUUGUCAUCAAAUGUCAGAUUGAACCUUAUGAACACACUGACUGAUAGGCUUUUGAUGCAACAUCUAAACCAGCAACGCAUGCUGUUUAUCAGUGUUAUCAAGUUUUCACUUGAUUGCAAAUUGCCUUUCUUUCCAGAAUACUUCAUGUAAUGGGAUGCAGAGUAACCUCUCACUGCACGAUAAAGCACUGAUGUCCUCACGCAGCCACUUUCACAUGAUCUCAUGUGAUGUGAAGCAGUGAUAUAAGACAGAAUCAUUUAUUAUGCUUCACAGUCUCAUCCAGGACAGUCUUCAACCAUCGCCCUCAUUAUACAACCAAUAAGCAGAAAGAAGCCUGAAGUGGGCUCUGCCGUCAUUCAGUGCCAGCCAUUAGCUGUAAGAUGGAGGAAUGUGUGACCUCUUCUGGGUGGAAAUGCCCUCUUAAUGGACAGUGCCGAUCUGAAUGGAGCUUUUGUCUCUGUCUUUGUCUCAUGAUGGACUGGGUGCUGCCAUUGCAGAUUUAGAUUUGUGUGUUUUGACCCAAAGUGAAAGUGCUGCUCGGCAACAUGAUAGAGCCGGGCAUAAAUUAAAAGUGAGAGUGUGAAUAUUUAUUUUUUGGGUAAUACACUGAGAAGACACUCUUUUCAUUAUUAAUUAAUUGUUUUUUUGCUCAUUAGCCUUUAAGAUGGAAUUCUUUUAUAGUCUUAACUGUUUCAUCCAUCUUAAUUUGCACUGAUGACUUGGAGAAGAGAGAAGAUUAUUGCUACUGACUAUUUUUGUAAACCUUAUUUCAUGACAGUGCACAUUUAUCGUGUAGGUGUAUGUGGACAGUAGGAGAUUAUUAGUAACAUUACUCACAUAGAUCAUAAUUGUUUCUUCUUUCUAAAAUGUAAAUGUAGACUAGAAAGUAGAAAACAACAACUCUGAACCAUAAUUGCAGCUUGAAGGUUAUUUACUGUGUUUUCUCUAUUCAACUUUACAAAGGUUUCACUAUGCAAUAUAACAUAAAAAAUACUGCAAUCUUUGUACUUCAACUUUAUGUAUUUUAUAUUUUGAAUUUAAUAAUAUGUAUUUUUAUUUGGGUUGUGUUUAGAUAUCGUGUUUGAUUUUCUUCCAGAUGUGACCAUAAAUUUUCUCAAAG